AUGAGCAGCCCAUGCACAACAUUACAGCUGCCUUCAGCUUCUCCCCAGAGCGCUGCUUUCUGGCUCUGGACUCUUUGCACCCUGUAUAGUUGAGUCUCUGUGCUCCUGCCCCUCCAGAGCCUCUGAGAUGUCUGUGACCGUUCCUGAUGUCCCUUUUGGUCAGUAGCUGAAACCCGUGUUGGCUGGUGGGACAGAAAGGCUGGGCUGUUGAUUCCCAGUGGACUCCAGCCUCUAGGAAGCAGGAUCCAGUCGUGAUUGAAUUGCUGGGGGUGAGCACAGUCCUCUCUCCUUCCCCAAUAAGCAGGUCAGAUCCCCUCUUGCUGGCAGGUCGCCCCGCUAUGCAUCACUGUAGAGGUAGAUUCCCAGUCCCGAGGGUCUCCCUGCCGGGAUGCUGGAGAAGGCAGAGGAGGAGGCUCCGCUGAGCAUGUGCAUCCUCCACUCUCCCUUCCCUUGGUGACUUGCGGGCUGUGGCGGUGUCUGGUACGAGAGGUGCUGCUCUUCCAUGCAAAGACUCAUUUAGAAAGGAGAAACCGUGUCCUCUGGGGGGGCUUCUCAGCAGAGGUUUCCGCUCCAUGCCGUGCCCCACCUCACCGUCUUGUUCCCUAAUUCCAUAAUCGCCUCUUGAGCGUUGCUGUCUGGGGAGGGAGGAUCCAGUUAGCGAUGAAUCUCUCGCCUUAGUUGUGCCAACUAAGCUGUGAAACCCGUGUUGGUACCGUGUGUUUUCCCCGGCAGAAUCUCUGGAUGCACAGCUCCUUGUUCCCGGCUGGCUUGGGUGAACCUCUUGCAAGAGUAACCCCUUGAAGCUCACUGUAGCUCUGUAAAUACGGUUCCUUUUGUAAUCAGCUGCUUUCCUAGUGCUGGUGGUUGCCGAACUCCCACUACUCAGCCCAGGCUGCUGCAGACCCGGGUCCUGCCAGCUUGAAGCAGGAGGGGGCCGGAGGCCGACGCACACUAUGAGCCCAUUGCGAAAUGAAGGACCUCUCUGCUGCAGGAGGACGGUAUCUGCUGGGCCGAGGGCCUUGGCACCUAGAAAUGUAUGUGCACGAUGUGGAACUCUGUAUGCAAAGCACUUAGAAUCAUGAGUACUGUAUGGGGGUGAAGGAGCCGGGUGUUGUCGUGCUGCCCCUCGGAGCUGGCUGGUGCAGGCAGGGAUUUGUUGUGUCUGAGCUCAAAGGGCUCGAGGGCCACAGAGGUGGCUCUGCUGGACCUGGGCUGAGAGUUGAGGCCACGGUGGCAUUUGCUUCGCUGGGUUAUCCUGUCUCCCUGGCUUGGAGAAAGCAUUAAUUGUCCUCUUGUUUUGCCGGAGAGGCUCUUUCCCUUUCGGAGCUGCAUCCUCAGCAUGGAUGCUGUAGGCUUCGCCGCUUGUGUUGCUGUUGGAUCUGCGAGGUGCUGCGUGCUCGUGCUCUGCAUCCUGUCCUUGCUGUGCCACCUGCAUCGGGUACCACGCUGUCCCUCCUCCCCCAGCUCUGCUUGGCUCGCACCUGGGGCCCAGAUCCUUUCGGAUAUGGGGUUGCUGGAGCAAACAUCCCAUCCCCGUUGCUUGUGGCAGCUUCUAUGCUUGGCUGUACAGCCCCCAUUCCCUGCAUGCCCUCUCCAGGCCCUGGGCUGGGGUUUUGGGUCUGGUUCUUCACUGUUUGGUGCUCUGAGGCCAUGGUGCAGCAGUGCUGGCCCUGACCUGUUGCAGCUCAGGGUGUCCAAGUGCCACGGAAGGGGCAGGCGACAGCUCAAGGGAGCUGUGGGGUGCAGAGACCAGAUGAGGCCACAUGUAGCUUCAGGCAUCACUUGGGAAAAGCUGCCAGGGAUAACGAAGGGAAUAGUUUGUGCUCGGACACGUGAGAGAUGAGAACAUGUGGGAAUGGGGCAGGGAGGCCUGGUACUCAUAGCCUCUGGGGGGUGCCAUGCCAGCACCCCAAAGCUUCCCACCAGGCUCCCACCCCAUUCCUAGCAGUGUAUUUCCAGCCUGGGGACUCUGUCCUGGUCCUGCGCUUCCAGCACAUCCCUGCUCCACAGGGCAGGCUGCAGGCAGGCAGGAGCCUCCGGAUGCUCACCCCACAGGCCCCACAACCUUCUGAGCUUGAGGCCAGUCCAGCCAGGAAGGGGUUUGCUCCCGGCUCAUUCCAGGACCUGCUGAGCCUCUGGGAGUGUCUCAGCCUCAAGCUGUCACCUCUUGGUGCUCGUCCCGGCUGGGGAAGCUCCAGCUUCUCUCGACACGAUCUUUCCUCCUCCUGGCUGAGUUCCUGCUGUUCUCCCCACGCUGUCCCUUCCUGCCAGAGCCUUUUCCUUCCCCAGGAGCUUGGGCAGCUCAGUGGGAUCACAGCGGGGGUCACAGUCACCCCUCUGCGCCCUCCAGCACCCAUCUCCCCUCCAGGGCUCCACUCGCUCUGUACAAGGAGGAGGACAAAGCCCUUCCCCAGGGCUGCCUUUCCCUCACGGUGCUUGACUUGGCUCCCUGCAGCUCAGCUCUUCCCUGUGUCCCCCCAGGGGGGAACCCCAAGCCCUGAGCUCCCCCCCCAAAUAAGCUGGUUGUGAUUUGUCCUUCUCUGCUUUGCUGGUGCUGUUGGUGCCGCUGGAUGCCGCCGCUCGCGAUGCGUUUCCAGGCCCUGGGCUGUGCUUUGCUGCUUGUGACCCUUCCCCCCCCCCCAAACUCUCUGUUGUCCCCCCAACCGAGCUGCUCACCCACAUCCCAUGGGUGCAACGUGGCCGUUCCUGCUCCCCGGGGCACAGCUCCGGUCUCGUCCCUCUAUAUCCCAGCUUGGGAUGCUCCACACUCCCCGUCACCCCACUGGGGAUGCUGGAGGGGGUGUCGUGCUCGGGGGGGACGUGGCGGCUGCAUGAGCACACCCGAGGUUUUAGUUCUAGGUAUAUGCAAUAAUAACUCGCCACUUCAGCUGCCCGUUACCAGCAGUAGCUCUCUCUCUGCUCUUUCUGUCGAUGUUUACUAAUGUCAACCCAUGAUUUGUUACUGUAAGAGGAUUUUUUGUACGGUACUUCAAAAAAAACCCCCACAAAACAACCCCCAAAAAACCGAAAUAAACAGAAAUCAUGGAACUGCUGCAGGGAAUUCUGUGGGAACAGGAGGCGGGAGGGGACUGGGGCCCAGCUGGGUGCAGGUUGUGCCCCAUCCUGGGCCAGGUCGCUGCUCGAGGAGGUGGCAGCAGAGCUCAAAGGGAUGAGAAACGAGCGGAAAGGGCGACAAGCACCAAGGGAAGCACAAAGUUCCUCCAUACCCGGCGCUAGGAAUGAGUCCGGGGAGGAGUUUGGGCAGAGCUGCCAGGCUGGGAGAGCUUCAGGACCUGCACCCAGCUGGGAAAUGCCGGUCACGGGCUGCUCGGGCUCAUGUUUUCAUCGCGGACCCGUCGCAACCUGCCCUGCAGCGGGGCUGGGGCAAAGGGCUGGACCCCAAAGCUGCGGCAGGACCGCGGGGACAAAGGGGGCCGGGGCCGGGCGUCCCGCGUGAGUCAGCGCCGGCGUCACCGGAGGGGCCGGUUGAGCGGGGCAGGAAGUGCGGGCGCAGCCUCGAAACUCCCCGUCGGGACGGAUCGGCCGCGGUGUCACCCGCAGCGUGCCCAUGGCCCCCGCGGCGCUGCUGCCGCUGCUGGCGCUGCUGGCCCCGGCGCUCGGGGGGGCUUCUCCCGCCUGUGACCAUCGCCCUGCGCAGCUCUGGUGCCGCUCGCCGGAGGUCGCCGCCGCCGCCGCCUGCCAGGCCCCGAGCGGCUGCGCCCACCCCACGGCUGCCCCCGUGGAGCUGAGCCUCUUCUAUGAGAGCCUGUGCCCGGCGUGCCGCAGGUUCCUGGUGGAGCAGCUCUUCACCGCCUGGCUGCUGCUGCCCGCCGAGGCCCUGAACAUCACCUUGGUGCCCUACGGUAAUGCCCAGGAGAGGAACGACAGCGGGAAGUGGCAAUUCCAGUGCCAGCACGGCCCGGAGGAGUGUUUGGGCAACAUGAUUGAGACCUGCCUGAUGCACGAAGCCAAGAACUUCAGCACCUACUUCCCCGUCAUCUUCUGCCUCGAGUCGGGCAGCUCCGUCACCAAGACCCUGGGAGCCUGCCUGCAGGUCUACGCGCCGCAGCUGGACGGGGACCGCAUCGCCGCCUGCGUGCGGGGGGACACCGGCGCCGCCCUCAUGCACCGCAACGCGCAGCUCACGGAGGCGCUCGACCCCCCGCACCAAUACGUGCCCUGGGUCGUGGUUAACGGGAAGCACACGGACGAGCUGCAGGCACAGGCCGAGACCUCGCUGCUGGGGCUCAUCUGCCGCCUCUACCAGGGGGAGAAGCCCGAAGCCUGUGGGAGCUCAGGGAUACCGGAGGCCCCGCCCCGCUGCCGGCGCUGAGGGACGGUCUGGGAGCACCGGGGAGAGAGCAAUAAAAAGGAUGGGUUUGGUUAAAAA
Messenger RNA from Strigops habroptila (Kakapo), 4390 nucleotides. RefSeq names its product IFI30 lysosomal thiol reductase (gene IFI30). Gene Ontology annotation, molecular function: oxidoreductase activity, acting on a sulfur group of donors, disulfide as acceptor. The coding region runs from base 3569 to 4333 and encodes 254 amino acids. Gene Ontology annotation, cellular component: lysosome. The record is from RefSeq and is a predicted model, not a curated record. The transcript has 7 exons. Lineage: Eukaryota; Metazoa; Chordata; Aves; Psittaciformes; Psittacidae.